CUGGUUCAUACCACGAGGACAGCGACCUGCAGCUGGAGCGGAUCAACGUGUAUUACAAGGAAGCAUCAGGUGGCAAGUAUGUCCCUCGUGCAGUGCUGGUGGACUUGGAGCCAGGCAUGAUGGACUCUGCGAGGUCUGGUCCCUUUGGCGAGAUCUUUAGACCAGACAAUUUUGUCUUUGGCCAGAGCGGAGCAGGUAAUAACUGGGCUAAAGGUCACUACACCGAGGGAGCGGAGCUGGGCGACUUGGUCCUGGAUGUGAUGAGGAGGGAGGCAGAGAGUUGCGAUUGCCUCCAGGGCUUCCAGCUCACCCACUCGCUGGGUGGAGGCACCGGCUCUGGUAUGGGCACGCUGCUCAUCAGCAAGAUCCGAGAGGAGUAUCCAGAUUGCAUGAUGAACACAUUCAGUGUAUGUGUUCAUCUCUUUUUGCUUUUCUCUCUCACAUUUCAGGUGUCAGACACAGUCGUUGAACCGUACAAUGCAACCCUCUCCGUCCACCAGCUGGUGGAGAACACAGAUGAGACCUUCUGCAUUGAUAAUGAGGCUCUGUAUGACAUCUGCUUCCGUACACUGAAGCUCACCACACCCACAUACGGUGACCUCAACCACCGGGUCUCAGCCACCAUGAGUGGGGUGACCACCUGCCUGCAGCUCAACGCCGAUUUGAGGAAAUUGGCCGUGAACAUGGUGCCCUUUCCCAGGCUGCACUUCUUCAUGCUGGGCUUUGCCCCCCUGACCAGCCGCCGCAGCCAGCAGUACAGGUAGAGAGGCACAAGCAUG
Messenger RNA from Labrus mixtus (cuckoo wrasse), 779 nucleotides. RefSeq names its product tubulin beta chain-like. Bases 117 to 764 code for a protein of 215 amino acids. The transcript has 4 exons. Gene Ontology annotation, cellular component: cytoplasm; microtubule. Gene Ontology annotation, molecular function: GTPase activity; structural constituent of cytoskeleton; GTP binding. Lineage: Eukaryota; Metazoa; Chordata; Actinopteri; Labriformes; Labridae. The record is from RefSeq and is a predicted model, not a curated record. Gene Ontology annotation, biological process: mitotic cell cycle; microtubule cytoskeleton organization.